This is a messenger RNA of Neltuma alba, 1729 nucleotides long. RefSeq lists its product as uncharacterized. Lineage: Eukaryota; Viridiplantae; Streptophyta; Magnoliopsida; Fabales; Fabaceae. The record is from RefSeq and is a predicted model, not a curated record. The coding region runs from base 473 to 1492 and encodes 339 amino acids. The transcript is spliced from 5 exons.
GAAAUUUCCAGGAAUGAGUUGAGUUCCACAAAUUGGUCUUCAAUGGAAGAUAUCUACUUCAGACCAUAUCAAACCAAUCUUUAACCAUCUUUUUACUAUCGUAUAGUAAUGAAAUGGAGAAGCAAAGAACAGAGGAUGUCCAGCUAGAAGAAGUCAUUAAUUCCCAGAAGGAAAGGAAAGAGAGCAACGAUGGUUCUAGUAAUGAUAUCACUCACGAAACCUCUCUUUGGAACGCAAGAAAAUGGGCUGGAAAAUUCCGUUCUCUUUCCUUCCAAGAGCGAGCACCGUUUCCGAAAGACACAGGAUAUGGAAAACGACGACGUCGUCUGUCGCUUCUUCAAUAUGCCCUCGCCUGAAACCUAGAAUUACAAAAAUGGCAUUCUUUUUGCCUAAUUAUCUCCACUGGGUGCUCAGAACCAAACCGCGCCUCGCAACGCCUGAGCUCCUCUGCUCUGAAGUGAAGUAGACGACGAUGACCACAAUGACGUCGUCCCGAACUUUGCUCUGUAGCAGCUAUGCCUUGCUUUCAUCCAAGCCCUGUACUGCAAAAUGUUCACUUUAUCUUCCUCAAUUGCGUGGGUCUAGACCUCUUCGCAACACCUUGAGUUCGUGUAGAAAACCACUCAUUCCAAAAAUGGAAGAUGUCAGAUUGAGGACCCUUUCGUGCCACGCUACACGCCGCAAACCUACAGUAUCAACCGCCUCUUCAGGCGAGGAGGGCGAUGACAACACAAGAAGAGUACUUCAAAUAGUGUUGUGGAUCGCUGAGGGUAUCUACAUUGGCUGGCUUUUCCUGCUUCCUUUUGCCCCUGGAGAUCCUGUAUGGGCCAUCAGUAAAGACACAAUAAACUCUCUCGUGGGCCUUUCACUCAACUUCUUUUUCAUAUUGCCUUUAUUGAACUUUGUUGGCGUUCAUGUGCUGGAGGCUCCAGUUCUUCAUCCUAUGUCUGAAGGACUAUUCAACUUUGUCAUCGGGUGGACAUUCAUGUUUGCCCCUCUGCUGUUCACAGAUCGUAAGAGAAAUAGAUACAAAGGAUCUCUCGAUGUACUGUGGGGCCUGCAGAUGUUCCUGACAAACACAUUUUUGAUACCAUAUAUGGCUAUCCGAUUGAAUGAUGCUGAUGAUGAUGAUAUUCAAAGCAAACGCUCACAGUUAGGCACCGUAAUGACCAACGGCGCUCCAAUUGUGGGAAUCAUUGGUGGGGCUGCAUGUCUUCUAUCUCUAUGGUGGGCUUUAUUUGGUAGAAUGGAUGCAAAUUUUGGAGGCCUAGCAGAGAGAUGGGAUUUCUUGUUGGAUUAUCUUGGAUCAGAAAGGUUGGCUUAUGCAUUCAUAUGGGAUAUAUUCCUGUACAUCAUCUUCCAGCCAUGGUUGAUUGGGGAGAAUCUCCAAAAUGUCCAGGAAACCAAGGUUUUUGCUGUUAAGUACCUUAGCUAUGUCCCUGUGGUUGGCUUAAUUGUUUAUCUUCUUUGCUUGGAUCAAGAAGCAGUAUGAUCUACUGGAAACUUCUUAGAUAGAACCGGUUUACAAGUUGUAAGUAAACAAAGUCAUUCAUGAAGAAAUAUGUAAGCUUGCCAAACUCAUUACAUACUAAAGGUUUAUGCUUGAUUGACUUGGUUUACUUACUUCUUACAAUGCGAUUUUACUCAAUAAUGUCUGUGGUUCAGGAUGUUUAUGCUGCAAAGAUAUACAUUUAUAUGGAUAUAUAUACAACUAUAUUUACAUUCAAAA